Molecule: messenger RNA, 7360 nt
Organism: Linum tenue
Lineage: Eukaryota; Viridiplantae; Streptophyta; Magnoliopsida; Malpighiales; Linaceae
Source: the annotation of a GenBank genome assembly
UGAUUCGAUGAGCAGAAUCGUCGGCGGCGGCGGCAAUGUCAACUCGGUGUUCUACGCCGAAUCGUACCACCCGAUUCAAGCCGGAAGCAUCGACGGCACCGAUGUUGUCCCUCACGAUAACGCAGUUUACCGCGCCCAACUCUGCUCUUCCGCCGGCCUCUAUGAGCCUUCCGGCGACCCCAAGAUAAUCGGCGACCCUUACUGCACAAUCUUCGUUGGUCGCCUCUCUCAUUUCACCGACGAUCAGUCGCUUCGCAAGGCAAUGAGCAAGUAUGGCCAUGUGAAGAAUUUGCGGAUAGUGAGGGACAUUGGUAAGUUAUUGUCUACUUGUCUCUUGUUUGAUAGCAUGAGAGUUGGAACAAUAACUGGUGCCUCACGUGGCUAUGCUUUUGUCGAAUUCGAAACUGAAAGGGAGAUGUAUCGUGCAUACAAGGAUGCUCACCGAUCCUAUGUUGAUGACUCGGAAAUUUUAGUUGAUUACAACAGGCAGCAGCUGAUGCCAGGGUGGAUUCCAAGAAGGUUAGGAGGCGGCUUUGGUGGCAAGAAAGAGUCUGGACAGCUUCGGUUUGGUGGACGGGAUAGACCAUUUCGAGCUCCUCUGCGACCAAUUCCUUACGACGAGUUGAAAAGGCUCGGCAUUCCUCCACCACCCGAAGGAAAAUACAUGUCACGGUUCGAGGUUCCAUCGCCCCCAAGAAGGAGCAGGAGUUCUAGAGACAGGGAAGAAAGACAGCAUCACAAGAAGAGCUCCAUUGAUGAUAAAGAACGUAGCCAUAGAAGUCGCAGUAAAUCAGAGAGCGAAGAAGGCUACAAGAGGAGCUCUGUGGCUUCUUCCAAACAUCACUCUGGGCGCAAGGAAGAGCACUACCAUGACAGAAGUAGACAAAGAGAUAGGGAUGAGGAGUACCAUGGAAGGUCUACAGAUAUCGAGGAGAGAUGGAGGCCGAGUGAUACAGGAGAAGAAGAAGAGGAAGAAGAGGGGUCAUAUCGGCGAAGGAAGCAUGAGAGGAGGUCUGAAAGGCACAAGAGGAAGCGAUCUAUUAGUCAGGAUUAUGGUUCUGGUCGUUGAGUUUUCUGUGUGGUUGGUGAAGUGCCAACUUCUGUGUAUAGACUCAUUGUAGGUGGUAGCUUGAAGUUAUAUUUUGGGAAACAGGGGCACGAGAAAAACACACUAACUUUUUUUAUUAGAUGUUGUUGUCAAGAUUUGAACACAUAACCUGUCAAAAUAUGUAAUAGUUCUUCUUUCAGAAAACGGAAGAUGUAGAAAAGGAAACUACCCGCGCUCAGGUAGGUAACCGUUAAAAGAAACCGCUCGGAAUACAAACUUUUGGUUCAUAAAUCGGAGCGGCAAAAUGGGAAAGAAGCUUUCUACAGAGUUUCAACUAAUCAUGGCGUUCAGGAUUCAGUUGCUUUCACCCAUUUCCCUGCUCUUCGCCUUCAUCUUCCAAGCUUCACAUCCCGCCAACUCAUCAGAUGAACUGCCCAAAUUCGUCUUCAGUUGGAUGGACAACGAUAACAACAACCAAUUCCUAGCCGGGGAUUUAGCGACCAUAAGGAUAAAAGUGCUCGGAGAAUUCGCCGGCGGUUUCAGCCCUGUUCUCACUGUCAAUGAGAAGGCCGGGAAUAGCUGUUACAUCUCUGGAAUUAUGGUGGAUACUGCAAGCAAUGACACGAAUUCUUGGGCGAUUUCGUUCACUCCCAUCAUGGCUGGAUCGUUUAGCAUCGUUAUUGUCGAUGCCCCUUUGAAAGUCUUCGAUUCGUCUCUCCAUUACCAAGUUGCGCCAGGUGUUAGAUUAUAUUACUCUGACACUUAAUCUGUUUCUUUUUUAUCUUUCUGUUUGGGGUGAAGUUGCUCUGACUUUUAUUUGGUUGUUUCCUUGAAAGGGAAAAUAUAUCCUUCUGUUUGCAUUGCGACAUGGAUGGAUGCAAUUAGUGAAUUCUCUGCCGGGAGUAAAGCUGUAGUCUUUAUAGUUCCUAGAGAUGCAUUUGGUAACAAUGUUACUCAAACUGGUGAGGAUUUAAAUCCUUACAAUUUCACUGUCUCUGUGCUUUAUGUGAACGGUUCUGUUGCAACUGUGCCUAACAUCUCGAGCACUGGUUGGAAUGAGUUCGGUUUCAUCUUUGUUGAGUUUCUUGCUACAAAAGCCGGGACGUUUUUGUUGGAUGUGCAAGGGGGGAAUCAGACCUUGAAUGGUUGCUCACUGUCAUUUAAGGUGAAUCCAGGACCUCUAGAUGUUUCGAAUUGCCAGCCCAGGUGGAAGAUUGAAACAAAUGUGUGGCAGAUAUACUCUAAAAUGGAGAUUUUCAUUCACCAGAGAGAUCAAUAUGGAAACCUUGUCCCUGGAUUGUAUGAAUUUGAUGCUGAUAUUUUUGAGAAAGGGACCCGCAUGUUAGUACCUGUUGCGGAUUUGCGCUUUGAAGAAAUGCUGCCUGGAAUUCAGCUGUUGUCUUUUGGGUUAUUUGAGCCAGGAAGUUUCUUGCUCACAGUAUCUGAUUUCAAUCAUAGCACGAAUAUCUCCGGAAUGCCAUUUGAGUACAUGGUCUUUAUAGGUUACUGUGAUGGGUCAGCAAGCAUUGUCAACGGAUCUGGUUUGAAUGAUUCUGUUGCCGGUCAAGCUGCAAAAUUUUCACUCUUUCUGAUCGAUGCCUUUCAAUAUCCAGCUUUUGUUGAAAUAGAAAGCAUAAGAGUGCAAAUUGUGAGGGCAAAUGAUUCCUACAAUGUCCAACCCAGCAUCUCUCCAGUUUUUAAUGGAAACGGAUCAACUGAAAGAACGAAAUUUGGUUCCAUUGGUCAAGUGGAAAGUUCCCCUGCGCAUUCUGCUGAUUUGAGCCACUUGUAUGCUGGACACAGUAAUGUCCUUGCCAGUGGAUUCGAUGUGGUUUAUACCCCUGAAAGGAGCGGGACUUACGCAAUCUUUGUAUUCUGUGGUAAUGUUCUACUGAAUGGCGGCCGCUCGUUCAUAAAGGAAGUUAGACCAGGAGGUGUUAAUUUAUCACUCUCUGGAGUAGUCAAAUUUUACCCAAAGGUGUCGAAGCUCAUUCAGAACGACAUAGUGGUGCAAUUGAUGGACUCAUUUUCUAAUCCUGUGCCACUUCUACAGUCAAGGCUGAAGUUGGAGUGUGCUUCUGUUAACAGCUCUGGAUUCUCAGCUGGGAUGUUCAAGGACAAAGAUAAUGGCUCUUAUACUUGUGGCUAUCUGCUUAAAAAUGUUGGAACUUAUGAGAUCUGUGUUUCAUUUGAUGGAAAACGUUUUUCAACCUGCCCCAUCAAGGUCAAUGCAUAUGGUGGUGAUUUUUUUCCAAAAGCUUAUGACGACUAUGUUGCAGUGUCCGAGGAUGAGUCUAUUGCCUUUGAUGUAUUAGGAAAUGACUUCUUUGCUGGAAGUAAUGCAAGCAUAACUCAGUUCUCAAACCCAGGUCGUGGUUCACUUCUGCUGAAUGGACAUGUCUUUCGAUACACUCCCUACAAAGACUACUAUGGAGAUGAUUCAUUUGUCUACACCAUGUCCGAUGUGAACGGAAACUUCGCUACUGCUGCUGUGAACAUUUCAGUUCUUAGCAUCCCUCCUCGGUUUACUUCAUCUCCAAGCGAAGUCUAUGCAACUGAAGACACGAUAAGUCCCCAGUUUGGGGGUUUCCCUGGGUUUGAGGUAAGAUAUUCAGAAUUGGCCGAGGAUAUCACAGUUACUCUUGGGGCACGGUCUGGCACUUUGCUUUUGUCUCCUGUGUUAAUGCAAUUUUUCCAGCCCAUUUCUGGACAACUUGCCGUUGAGAAAGGGGAGGGAGGGAAUAUUUUGAUCUUGAAGGGCCGUGUCGAUGAAAUCAAUUUAGCGCUUCAAUCUGUUCAGUAUAUCGGAAAUGAGAACUUCAAUGGGAAUGACUCUCUUCAAGUUUCAGCUGGCAACACUAAUGGGCAAACGAAUUUGGAUAUCCCAGUCUUAAUAGAACCCAUUAAUGAUCCUCCAUUCAUUAAUGUUCCUAGGUUUCUCUUCUUAAAGGGGAAUGGAGACGGGUCCCUGAUCUUUGAUAAGAAGAGAGACGACUUUGAGUUCUCCAUUGGAGAUCCUGAUCUUGCCUACUAUCCUGGUAGCGAGUCGCAGUUUAUAUUUUCAUUUUCUGUUGAAGUUGACGUUGGAUAUCUGGAAACUAGUCUCCCAGCUCAGCUCAGCCUUACUACUGAAUUGAAGCUACAAAGUAGUCAUAUGUGGCAGCCUCUUCAAACAUAUGUAACUAUCUCAAAACACUUUCUUGUCAGAGCCAGUGGAGUAAGAUUCCGAGGAACGGUGAAUGAUUGCAACAGCGUCCUACAACAACUGUCUUAUAAUGGUGCAGAGCAAGAUGCUCUCUUGACGGUGAAAGUAAACGAUAUGGGACACUAUGGCUGUUCUUCUGCAGACUGUGUCGAAAGGAUUUCAGUGCCCAUGUUUGCUGAGGCUACUGUCAGUCUUGUCCAGGGAAGACAAAUGGGUUUAUUGGCAACAGACAGCAUAGGAAUAGCCGUCAUUGUCGAAUUUAUCAUCAUGUGUACCCUUGGUGCAAUCCUAUUGUUCUUCACAUGCAAAUGUGCAGUCCUUCUUGUGCAUGACAGAAGAAAUCCCAAGGCCGGGAACUUUAAGGCAUCAACAGCUCAAAACUUAGAGGCUAAAACUCAAAAUGCCGAUCCUUCUGAGGAUAGAACAAACAGCAAUUUAUGUUGUUCCACCCCCUUCUUGCAUUGUGGCGAACCUUCAAACUUCAGGAAACGGGCUCGGCUUAACUAUGAACUUGAAGAACCUGGCAAACAUGAAGUCUGUACCCAUCAAUCUUCUAGCGUGCUCAUUCGACAGUACUCAAUUCCUAGCUUUGCGCCACUUUCUAUUGAGAAGGGAAAAUGUUAAAAGGAACAUUUAGGUGUGUUUGUAAGAAAUGUGAAAAUUUGUGGAAAAGAUACAUUGAAAUCAUUGAUCUCAUAACUCGCUCUCUUGGUGGUUCAUUCACCUUGUUUAAGGAACUAAUAAGCAAAAUAAAAAUGAUACCACCUUCAUUUAGUUUAGAAGUUAUUUUAUGUUUCCCUGGUAUCAGGGUGAUCCUAUGGCUAAUCCUAUGUACAUCAGCCCAGGUAAUACACUAGAACUGCAUUAUUAGUAUUCAUCACUUUGACUGAUUGAUGACCGAGUAUAAUAUUCUGACGAUGCAAAUGAUGACGAUGAUGAGUCUUCGUCCUUCUUUGUUACAGUGUCUCCAGCAUACAGAACAGGCCUCGGAGGAAGUUCCAAGCUUUCCAACUCCCCUUCGAGCAUCUCCACCACUUUGUUCAUUGGAGGACGGUUUACCGGGUUGGUUUGAAUGCACCACAACCCCACUAUCACCAUCUUCCUCGCAACCACAUUCUCUUCCUCCGUAGAAUGUCCAACCACAACAUGAUCCCCAGCAGGCGAGUUCGACGACAACACCUCGUCGUGAACCCAGAAGGGGAAGUAAACCUGGCUCGAAUUAUCCGUCACUGCAGCGUUAUCCCUCUUUCCUGCCAUUUCCAACAGCAGCAUCCCAAAGCUAUAUACAUCAGCUUUGUAAGAGACACCCCCAAUGUUCUUGUAGAACAGCUCUGGUGCCAUGUACCCUAUGGUCCCACGUAUGGCAGUCAGAGUUGCCACCCUGUCACCAGUUGGAUAAAGCUUCGCCAGCCCAAAAUCAGAUACCUUGGGGCUGAAGUUGUCAUCCAGAAGGAUGUUGUGUGGCUUGAUGUCGAAAUGCAAAAUCUGCAUAUCACAUCCCGAGUGUAAAUACUCGAUGCCACGUGCCACCCCGAGAGAGAUCCGGUACAUUUGCUCCAAGCUCAGAGUUUCGUAACCUUGCUUGUGGAACACGUACUUGUCGAGGGAGCCGUUGGGCAUGAACUCAUAGACCAGAGCACGCUUCGAUCCUUCGGAGCAGAAACCAAUCAGUCGAACGACGUUGGCAUGGUGAAUCCUGCCAAUGGUGGCAACUUCACUCAUGAAGUCUUGACCUCCUCCUCCUCCAGCUGCUGACUUGCCAAGCAUCUUCACAGCUGCAAACCCGCCACUGCGAAGCUUUCCUUUGUACACAGCACCAAAACCGCCUUCGCCUAGCUUGUCCUUGAAGCCACGAGUGAUCUUCUUGAUGUCAGAGUAAGAGUAACGAACUGGGGUCAUCAGGUUGUUCUGGUUCUGGAGGAACUCUUCGAUCUUGUCGUAUGCCGAGAGAUGUCUCCUUCGCCAUCUGUAGACGAGGAAUGCUAUCACGAGUGGGGUUCCCAGUGGCACCAUUGCCACGUGAGCUAGAACCACAAGGGUAUAUAGGAGUCUUCCAAGGGUUGUUGUAAUCAAUAUGAUUUGGUCCCAUAGUCCAGAGCAGAGAACUUUGUUGUCCUUAUCAAGGUAGCAACUAUUGACCCCUAAGCAGCCAGCGCACUUGUACAGAUGCCACGAGAGCUCGAACCCAUAUUCGAGCUGUCGGUGAACUUCUUGAAACCCGACCUGGUCGUAAGAACCAUCCUUCUUCUUCGCCAACAUCGCCAUCAUAUCAACCCUGCACAUCUUCCCCAAGCUGAGAGCAUCCAUUGCACCACCAAAAACCGCAUAACCCGAAGAAUUGUUCACUCCACUGAUGCAUGGAGCUGUUUCCACCAAUCCUGCAGAACUGCUGAGAGUACCCUGGCAGCUGAACAGAGUUAACACUUCAUUCAAGCGCUCUUCCCUCUUGGACAAGAACCUCUGUCUGUCCCUUGUUGCUAUGUAUGGAUCGAGGAAGUAGAAGCUGUUUUCGGACAGAGGGCUGGUGGGCAAGGAAGAGCAUUGGCCGUCGAUUAUUCCCUCAUUGACCAACCUGAUUGUUAAGUUCUUGUAGUUUAUUGCUCUGACGUAGUAUCUGGCUGACUCGAUGUAAAGCACCGUUGUGUUGCUCUCGCAUGAGAGGUUGUACUUUUGGUUUCCGCAGCUUUGUGGAUCAGUCGUCAGGCGAAAAGGGUCCUUGAUUUCGGGGAUUUCGCCGCAGGAGGAAGGACUGCAGGUUCCUCCAUCUGCAGUAGCUGCCUGGCAAGUUUGGGCAAGUAGCAGCAGCAAGAGAAAUAAUGAGUAGGGAAUCAACCCAUCUGGGAAAUGGAAGGGAAGCCUUGCACUGAACAUGGCAGAGUUCAAGCAAGCAAUCUGCUCUCUCGCAUAUUGAGGAGAACCUUUUCCCUUGCAGAUUUGAUUUGAUUUGAUUGUCUACUAUUCAACGGAGUAUGAACAGAGAAAGCUAGUGGAGUCAGCAACUAUCAUCGUUUCUGAAUAGUCAAACUCAAACCUCGGCCAACCACGGUUGGGGGGUAAAGAGUGGAAAGUGGGCAUUAAUUAAUGAUAGGCGGAAGAAUCGACAGGAG